UCCUGGUGAGAGGUUGUGGCUGCUGCCGGUUGGCUGGCUGGCUUCCUCGCUGAGCACGUCCAGAACAAUUCUCGCGCGAAUGUAAACACGGAUAAACAUCACUGCAAAAAAACUUCAGUCUUUCCGGUAGUGAUAAUUUUUCGCUUGAAUAUUCAAAGCCUUCGACUUUCUCCCCGUUUUCGUGAACAUCUUGUUGCUUUGGAGUUGAAUGCUAAUUUACUAAAGUGUUGAGAGAGAGAGAGAGCGAAAGAAAAAAAAGAGAGUGGCCUGUCCCACGCACUUUUAUUACCGAAGGAAAAGAUUCGUGGUUUCCCCGAGAUGUUACUCGCUUUUUCCUUCCUACACGACUGAGAGAGAAAUGCAGAGCGGAGUUAGAGGGACACGCGAAGCAGCGCAUCUGCGAGGAGGAGACCAGACCCCAGUGAAAAAAUGCCGUUUCGCGACGCAAUCCCAACAAGAAGAAGAAGAGGAAAAAGAGAAAGUGUUUUCAUUUGAUGCUUCCAUCUGUCCCGAAGACGUUUUUAAUCCCGGCAAGAGGAGGACAUUCUCUGAUGCCAGUUCUUGAAGUGUUCGAGAUCAGCAGCGCGUUGCCGGAUUAAACCAAAUGCAGGCUGCCGGAUUCAAAGCUAAGGGUGCCAGAUUAUAAACACAGGGUGCCAGAUUUUAAAUGUAGACUGCCAAAUUAAAAACACGGGGUGCCAGAUUCAAAAUACAAAAACAGGGUGCCGGAUUAUGAACACAGGGUGCCAGAUUCAAAAUACAGGGUACCGGAUUAUAAAUGCAGGGUGCAGGAUUAUAAAUGCAGGCUGCCGGAUUAAAAACACAGGGUGCCGGGUUAUAAAUACAGGGUACCGGAUUAUAAAUGCGGGGUACCGGAUUAUAAAUAAAAGGUGCCAGUUAUAAGUACCGGAUUAUAAAUGCAGGCUGCCAGAUUAUAUAAGCAGGCUGCCGGAUUAUAAAUGUAGGCUACUGUAUUAAAAAUGCAGGGUGGUGGAUCAUAAACACAGGGUGCCGAAUUAUAAAUACAGUGCCGGAUUAAAAAUCCAGGCUGCCGGAUUUAAAAUACUGGGUGCCGGAUUCUGUAUACAGGGUACCAGAUUAUAAAUGCAGACUGCCAGUUUAUAUAAGCAGGCUGCCGGAUAAUAAAUGCAGGCUGCCGGAUUAUAAAUGCAGGCUGCCUUAUUAUCUACACAGGGUGCCGGAUUAUAAAUGCAGGCUGCUGAAUUAUAAACGCAGCCUGUCGGAUUAUAAACGCAGGCUGCCGGAUUAUCUACACAUAGUGCGGAUUAAAAACAGUGGGGUGAUGAAAUGAAUCCUUUCCUUCUCUUCGUCGAAUUCUACUACUUCUGGUGCUCAAAGACCCUCGUCUAAAUUCAUAGGGCGACACUUGAUAGUUCUCUCUCUCUCUCUUUCUCCUUGCCCGUGUAAACAAUAAGUUGAGGGGGAGAGACUGAUAUCAAUGCAGGUUACUGGGUGAUACCUUUGCCUACUAUCAUCGAUUUCUCUGUUACUGAUGGAGGUACGAGUGACUGAGAAAUAUAAAUGGUAAGGUUUUAUAUCACAUGACAAUAAGAGCGAAGUUGUUUAAGAGGUUUUUUUUUAUGUGUGUUAAAGGAUUGUAUUAUUAAUUUCUCUGUUACCUAUGGAGGUGAAAGUGACCAAGAAAUAUAAAAUAUAAUGGAUGAAAGAUUUUUUAUAUUUGGCAUGUGAGAAAAAGUGACAAAAAAAAGAAAAAGCUGAAUUAACGAGAAAUGUAUCAACAAAUUAUUUGAUAUAAAUAAAAGUGACUCAAUGAAACUGAAAUGAGUCAUCUCGCGCCACUCAUGUCUACUGGACGGAAUGUCGGGAAAAAGAAAUGAAGAAAAAUGGAAGGAAAAUGAGUAAGAAGUGAAACGAAGAGAGAAAUAAAAAAAAAAAAAAAUGCCGGCAGGAAUUCCAUUAGCCCAAGAUCCUUCUCAGGAGGCAUUAAGUGUAAUGAGACUGGACGCCCCAGUUGGCAACAAGGGCUUCUAUGGGCCGCCUAACGAUUGGGCGAGGCCCCACGCCCAUGCCAAACCACGCCCACGCCUGUGCUUCCCUCAGGCAACCCUGCUUCCUCUGUGCGUCCUCGUGGUGUCGUUUCUUCACGUCGCCCUCGGCUCCGACGUCAUCAGAAUAGGUGGUUUAUUCGAUAGCACCGACGAUCGCCAGGAGGAGGCCCUGCGGUACGCCGUCGACGCCAUCAAUAGCGACAGGAAGCUUCUCGCGCAUGCGCGCCUGUCCGCGCAGAUCGAGAACAUCCCCAACAGCGACUCCUUCCGGGGUUCAAGAAAAGUGUGCUCUUUGCUCAAGUCCGGCGUGGCGGCCAUCUUGGGACCCCAGUCCGGACAGACGUCUGCGCAUGUGCAGUCGAUCUGCGACGCCCUGGAGAUCCCACACAUAGAAAACAGAUGGGACUUCCGACUCACCAGAGACGCUUACUCCGUCAAUCUCUACCCUCAUCCCUCGUCCCUUGCGAACGCUUACAUGGACGUCCUAAGAACUCUCGGAUGGAAGAAGUUCUGCAUCAUCUACGAGAACAACAACGGCCUCAUACGAGUCCAGGAACUCCUUAAGGAUCAAAGCUUCGACAUCAAUCUGAGGCAGCUGCCGUACUCGGACGAUUACAGGCCUAUGCUGAAGGAGACAAAGAAGGCCGGGGUGACUCACAUCGUCCUGGAUGUGCAAAGGAAAAACAUCUUCACGGUACUGAAGCAGGCGCAGCAGAUCGGCAUGAUGACGUCAUACCACAACUAUUUUAUUACGUCAUUGGAUCUGCACACUGUAGAGCUGGAAGACUUCCGUCACGGGGGCACGAACAUCACGGCCCUGCGAAUCGUGGACCCGGAGAACCCGCUGGUCCAGAGGGUCAUAAAGGACUGGAUUUUUGGGCAGCUUCGCUACGGCCGGAACGCCGAGGAACAGCCGGUCACGCCGACGGCUGUCCCCGCUAUACAGGGAGGCAACAUGACGUUCUUAAAGACUGAGGUCGCCCUGAUGUACGACGCCGUUCAGCUGUUCGCCAAAGCGCUGGAUGACCUCGACAGAUCGCGUCAUAUCGACGUCACGCCGCUGGACUGUGACGGGGACACGACCUGGGUCCACGGGAACUCGCUCAUCAAUUACAUGAAAUGGGUCCAGGUUAAUGGACUGACGGGUCUCAUCAAGUUCGACACUGAGGGCUUCAGGCGAGACGUGGCCCUAGAGAUCAUUGAGUUGACCAAGGACGGCUUAGUGAGGGUUGGAAAGUGGGAGCCAACGACCGGAGCAAAUUACACUCGAACGUACAAGGAAGUGCAACAGGGAAUUGUCGAAAGUCUGCAAAAUAAGACCCUCAUUGUCACAUCUCUCUUGGCCGCCCCUUACAACAUGCUACGGGAGACUUCCGAGCAGAUGACGGGCAACGAUCGGUACGAGGGAUUCUGCGUCGACCUCAUCCAGGAAAUAUCAGAGAUCCUGGGCUUCAACUACACGGUGAAAUUGGCCGACGACGGCCAGCACGGCAAAUACGAGGAGAAAAGGAAGAGGUGGAACGGCAUGAUUGGGGAGCUGCUCGAUCAGAGAGCGGAUCUCGCCAUCGGUGACCUGACCAUCACCUACGAGAGAGAACAAGUCGUCGACUUCACAAUGCCCUGGAUGAACCUAGGAAUCACGAUCCUCUACCGAAAGCCGACGAAGAAGCCGCCCAACCUCUUCAGCUUCCUCUCGCCCCUGUCCCUGGACGUGUGGCUCUACAUGGCGACGGCUUACUUGGCGGUGUCCUUGCUCCUUUUCGUGUUGGCUAGGUUAAGUCCCUAUGAAUGGAUAGCGUCAUUUCCCUGCCGAGAAGAAGAGGAGAGAUCUCUGGAAAACCAGUUUACUCUGUUCAACUCGCUCUGGUUCACAAUGGGCAGUUUACUCCAGCAAGGCACUGACCAGCAGCCCAAAGCCGUGUCGACGAGGAUCGUAGCUGGGAUGUGGUGGUUCUUCACUCUCAUCAUGAUCUCCUCCUACACUGCCAAUCUGGCAGCCUUCUUGACGGUCGAGCGGAUGGAGUCACCUAUUGAGUCUGCGGAGGACCUGGCUAAACAGACCAAGAUCAAGUACGGGUCUAUGGGAGGAGGUUCCACCUACACCUUCUUCAGCACCUCCAAGGUGCCGACGUACCAGCGCAUGUUCAGCUUCAUGGAAUCCCAGACGCCCUCCGUCUACACGAAGAACAACGACGAGGGCGUGAAGAGAGUCCAGAAGAGCGACGGCCUCUACGCCUACAUGAUGGAGUCCUCCAGCAUCGAGUACAUCACCGAGAGGUACUGUGACCUGACCCAGGUCGGCGGGCCGCUCGAUUCCAAGAGCUACGGCAUCGCGCUGCCCCCAGGCUCACCCUACACGCACGCCAUCUCGGGAGCAAUCCUAAGCCUGCAAGAGAGCGGCAAACUGCAAGAACUUAGGACUCGCUGGUGGAAACACAAAAAGGGAGGGGGGCAGUGUAAAGACGACGAGAGCAAGAGUUCGUCGAAGGCCAACGAGCUGGGACUGAGCAACGUCGGGGGAGUGUUCGUGGUCCUGCUGGCUGGAAUGGGACUGGCCUCCGUGGUCGCCGUGUGCGAGUUCGUCUGGAAGUCCAGGAAACUCGCCACCGAAGAACACGACCUUCCCCCUCGGAACUCCCCUAGCAAAUACAUCCCUCCAGAGGAGAUUCCUGCCUCUUCUCUGACCACGGUGAGGAGCUCGCAGUCCCUUGACAGGGUGUCCAGGGGCUCCGCCCCCACCGAAAUCUCUGAGGCCACGGGUCACGAGAUACCGCCCGAGCGUUCGUCCCUUCAGUCUCCCGACCUUCCCUUUCAGCUCAUCUCCACCGUAUGACACUAGGGCAGCGUAGGUCACCGCAAAGAGGUCCACACUGCGUUGAUUCACAUCGCACACACGCAGUUAUAAUGAUCAUCAGAAGUAGAAGAAAAGUAGUAGGCGCGAGUUGGGUUGUGCGACAGCUUUCAGUGCGAUGACGUCACGCGAGCCGAGAGCUCUCAGUACUGUGAUGACGUCAUGCGAGCCGACACCUAUCAGUUCGAUGACGUCACGUGGGCCACAGCUCUGAGUAUGUUGACUUCACGCGAGCUGACACCUAUCAGUUCGAUGACGUCACGUGAGCCACAGCUCUGAGUAUGGUGACUUCACGCGAGCCGACACCUAUGAGUUCGAUGACGUCACGUGGGCCACAGCUCUGAGUAUGGUGACUUCACGCGAACCGACACAUAUCAGUUCGAUGACGUCACGUGGGCCACAGCUCUGAGUAUGUUGACGUCACGUGAACCGACAGCUCUCUGAGCGAUGACGUCACGUGAACCGACAGCUCUCUGAGCGAUGACGUCACGUAAACUGACGGAAAGCUUUCAGUGUGGUGACGUCAUGUAAACCGACGAAAGGUCGUUGAUAUAUUUUAUAUUUUUUUAUUAGUAUUUUGAUGAUGUUACAUUUCUUUUUGUUUUAUCUAUAUUGAGUAUUUCUAUUCACGACAAUAUCGUUUUGUGCUUUAGGCAACUUAGUGUUUUUCGUUUUAGAAAAAUGUCUUUUAAAAUCGAAUGGAGAAUCGUGCUGGAUGCGAACACCCGCCUUGUCCUGUAAGAAGGAAAUUUACUGUAUAAAAAAGGGCCACUUAAAGAGUCAGCAAAUAAAACGUAAACUCCAAGAGCGAAGGUAUGUAAACGAACAAAAAUACCAUCGCUCAUGACGGCGCGUAUAAACAAUCUCUUCCUCCAGCGGUGACCAGGUGCUCUUGCUUGAUCAAGGAACUAUAACUCUCAAGGAAAUGGCUCCUGAGAGUCUUCGUCGGUGCGUGAGUGAGUUCUCGUUGUGUGCUUCACUUUGAUCGUGUCUGGGUGUUUUAUGUGAGAAAAAAAAUAUAUAUAGAACUUUUCCUUUCGAUUAGAUAUUAUGUAACGAAGAAUUGACAAAGGACGAACGUAAAGUUAAUGUAGCGUUCCAUGGCGACUCGUUUCUCACACAGAAUCGUUUUUGGUUUUAAGAUAUUCUGUUGUAUAAGGCUACUACGAGAUGUUCCAAGCGCUGAGAUGUCCAUAAAUGUCUGAAAAAUUAUGGGACCAAUGAGGAAAACAUUUGCAUUUAUUUGCAGAUCAACAAACUGAGAAUAAACCAGACGUUCCUUUUCAUAUGUGAUCUGUGAAUACAGGAAAAUAUGCUGUGGGAAAAAAUUUCCAGAUAUACGAACGUGUUUCAGGGAAGAUAAUGGAUAUGCAACUGAUAGAAAAUAUAUAAUUAAACGGAAAAUAUUAGACAUUCAAACAUAUAGUGAUCAUGGUCUACCGAAUUAAUGUAUACAAGUGUCUUGGAUUUUUAUUCACAAAUAUAGAAAGAAAAGUUUUAUCUGAACGUAAAUACACAAAAUGUGCUUCAGAAGUAUAAACAUAUCCAGGAAAUUCAAGAGGCGAAGUAAACAAAAACAAAAAAAGUUUGUUGCAGAAAUAUGCAUUCAUGAAUGGGUCAUCAAAAUGGAAAUGCAUUAUAAUGCGUAAC
Messenger RNA from Macrobrachium nipponense, 6531 nucleotides. Its product is annotated as glutamate receptor ionotropic, kainate 2-like. The transcript is spliced from 20 exons. The record is from RefSeq and is a predicted model, not a curated record. Gene Ontology annotation, biological process: synaptic transmission, glutamatergic; modulation of chemical synaptic transmission; monoatomic ion transport. Gene Ontology annotation, cellular component: postsynaptic density membrane; plasma membrane. Lineage: Eukaryota; Metazoa; Arthropoda; Malacostraca; Decapoda; Palaemonidae. Gene Ontology annotation, molecular function: transmitter-gated monoatomic ion channel activity involved in regulation of postsynaptic membrane potential; glutamate receptor activity. Bases 1921 to 4863 code for a protein of 980 amino acids.